This is a messenger RNA of Mesorhabditis spiculigera, 609 nucleotides long. Lineage: Eukaryota; Metazoa; Nematoda; Chromadorea; Rhabditida; Rhabditidae. The record is from the annotation of a GenBank genome assembly.
AUGCAAGCCCUCAAUGAUGAGGACGAGAAGACGUGCCUGGCGUACGACAGGGCGGUGCGCCUGUUCGAAGAGGCGAACGCCAAGUUCCGCGAACGCGACCUGCUGUUCCGGUGUCUCCAGAAGCGCUGUCAGACGGGCGCUAUCACCAAGGACGGGCGCAUCGGCGAAAACUGGCGUCGCUACGACGCCGUCCGCGUAUCGAAGGGAGCCACCACCCUCAUAGCGCCCGCCCGCGUGACCCAGCCCAUCAUUGACCACCCGCUUCUCGAGGACCUGAAGGAUGUCAAUUUGCAAGACCUCGAGGCCUACAGUCGUGCGCGAGAACAGGCGAAACAGUACGAGAAGCUCCCCCUUGAAGAACUAUACACGAUGGUCAGUAUGUUCUACAAGAAUGAGCGAGAAGAUUUGAUGACUGAUGUGGCCAACGCGCAGACGUCCAUGGUCGCUGCCUUCAUCGCCUACAAGUCGGCGUCCGACGCCAAAAACGUCAUGACGACGAAAUGGGUGAACGGGACGGCAGCAGACGACACAGAUUUCCGCCAUGCAGUGGGAAAGGCGAACGAGACUCGCGCGGGCUUUGGAGAACAUCUUGAAGAUGAGGAAACGGAA